This is a messenger RNA of Durotheca rogersii, 1251 nucleotides long. RefSeq names its product RING/U-box. Bases 248 to 559 code for a protein of 103 amino acids. The record is from RefSeq and is a predicted model, not a curated record. Gene Ontology annotation, biological process: protein ubiquitination; anaphase-promoting complex-dependent catabolic process; positive regulation of mitotic metaphase/anaphase transition. Gene Ontology annotation, cellular component: anaphase-promoting complex; nucleus. Gene Ontology annotation, molecular function: ubiquitin protein ligase activity; cullin family protein binding; zinc ion binding. NCBI's taxonomy places the organism in Eukaryota, Fungi, Ascomycota, Sordariomycetes, Xylariales, Xylariaceae. The transcript has 4 exons.
GGGCAGGUAUCCUCCUGGGCGACAUGCACGUAUUAUUUCCCAUUCUGAGGCCAACUCCCAUUUCAACACAUCGUUCCGAAACCAAACAACACCGUCCAAUAAGACAGCACGGAAAUAAUAAGCUACCCAAGCAUCGAGGAAACGUCAAGUGCAGCCCGUUACGCGUGCCCAACUUCGAGGUCCCCUGCCGAACACGAGCAGGGUCAUCUUGCCGCCGCCAUCGCCAUACGCAAGACAGAACCUAGCGAUGAAGGUCAAGAUCAAGGAGUGGAACGCCGUCGCAUCGUGGAGAUGGGAUCUCCCCGAGGACGACGUGUGCGGCAUCUGCCAGGUGCAUUUUGACGGGACGUGCCCGACUUGCAAGUACCCUGGUGACGACUGCAGUCUUCUGUCUGGAAAAUGCGGCCACAACUUUCACAUGCAUUGCAUUAUGGAGUGGAUAAAGCAAGAUUCGGCCAAAGGGCAGUGUCCAAUGUGUCGGCAGAAAUUCGAAUGGGAGACAGAAGCAGGGGCAGGGCCGCAGCCGGCCCCUGAACAGCAGGACACAACCGGGAUCUAAUGAUGGGAGAGAGGAUGGUUUGUACAGAGGAUUCCCAGUGAGAGCCCUAUACACAUCCUCCUUCCAGGAGGGGCACAGCACAGGGCGCCCUGUCUACGGCCGACUUCCGUUUGCGACGUCGGGGUUGGGUGCCUGCCUCGGGAAGCGCCUGUGGGGGGUUAAUCAUCGCUAUUGGGACAGAGGCGGAAACGAAGACGAGCAGAACCAAGGCCCGAGGCGAGGCGCCGUAGUCUCACGCCAAUCCCACGUGGGUGUGCCCGCAUGUACGUCUAUGAGGAGGAUGGAUGAUCGGUACCUAUCUACCUGGUAGUAAGUUACAGGUAUGUGUAGUGACGGAUUUCCGACCGCUGGGGCUCUAAAAGUGGCCAGCCCUUCUAUCCUUACUACGUCAUAGGGGAUAGGUGGCUUAACGGUAUAAGUUAUACCUCAAAGGGGGCUAGGUACCUACCUAGGUAGGAGUGUAUAAUCCAUACAGUCUGCAAGCAACUCUCAGACAUCGUUGCGUAUAGUUUAGGUGCCCGUCGUGUUCUGUGAGUGAUUCACUCUACGAACAAAUCCGCACAGGAGGUGCCUUACUCACGGCGUUCGGGAAGAGUUACCUUAGAUACCUAUGUACCUAUGUACCUAGGUACCUACCUUAAGUAAAAUUGGGCGGCGCCAAGCGACAUUCCCCACAUUCCGAUAAGAUAGAG